UACGGGUAAACCGGUUUUCAGGAAAAGGUGUCGGAUUUUCGGUAUCCACAAAAUGGACCGAUACCUUCCAUCUCCGUUCCUCUCACUUUAUCCGCGAGUUCUCAUUUAAUGCGGUCGCAGUUAAAUGUCUCUUCUCUUGCUCAAACGACCAAGUUGUGACUCGCUGGGCUCUUAGAGAGAGAGACUCGUUAACAUAAGAAUGCCGUUGUCUUUUUUUUUCUCAUAGUGUUUUGCGUCAUCAAAUAGACUAGGAUAGUUUUGGUUCUUUUUUUAAGAGAGAUAAAUAAGAAAGAGACAAAUAAGAAAAUAAUACUUGGACUAGACAAAAAAAAGAGCAAUAACUUGGACUAGCCGAUGAGCAGUCUUCUUGAAAAAAAGGUAACUUUAUUUGACACCCUAAAGAAAAUCAACUUUAAAAUGUUUAUGUCUCUACAUUCUGUAAGCAUUUCUAUCUCUGAAAAAAAAUCAUUUUAAAAUCCAAUGAGAUAAAGGAACUACAUCAUCAGAAAAAAAAAUUCAACUGAUUGUCGAUGACAAUAGUUAAAUGCAAGAAAGAAUGAUACCGAUGUAAAAAAGAAGCUUCUGCAUGGAAGGUUUGGCUAAGAGCACUCGGCUCAAUAGGCAAGGUUCGAGAGUAAGGCGUCACCGCAGUCAGGAAUGGCAAGAUUACAGCAGUUCGGAUAAUGAGGAGCAUCAUCAUGUGGAUUCCAGAGCCUACAGAUACCCGUCAACUGAAGAUACCUAUGAAGAUCAAAGAGGAUCUGAGUCAAGAAAGCUUGGAUUGGAGAGAGGCCGAGGAAGAGGAAAUGGUAGUGGACGCUCGUACAGUCACAGCAGUAUGGAGCUCCUUACAGGAAGGAAUUAUUUUAGUGGAUCAGAUGGAGAAUUGGAAGUCUCGGCCAAUGAUAUUGUAUAUCCGCCUGGAGCUAUAUCUGUAAUGAACUCAGUGACACCUACAUCAGCUCCAGGAAAAUAUAAUGCAUAUGGUUCAUUGCCUAGACAGCCGAACCAAGGUGGUGUUAGGGAUCAAUCACAGGUAUCCAAUAAACAAAAUCAACAACCUCAGGGAGGUAGAGAAUCUAGAAGUGGUUCGACCACAGGUCUCCAAGGGAAUAACGCUAAUUCUUCGAAAGGCAGAAUGUCACUUUCAUUAAGAAGAGGUCCAUCUUCAUCUUCCACUUCGGAUAAUAACUCCGAUGCUACAUUUACUGACACAGAAUUCAAUGCUAGAAGGCAAGGUGGAUUGCAAAGCCAAAGUGUUUUUGGGGAAAGCCCUCCAGAACCAGCACCCCCAGCAGUACCACCACGCAGUAUGAACGGAAUGCAUCCGAUGGAAGCCUUAGGUAGACGAGCACGUUUAGGAUAUUUAGAAAGUGAAUGUGAAUCAGAACCACCCUACUUACCCACUAUGCUAACAUCAACAUUGAACGCCUAUGCCUCACAAGAUCUGAACUCUAAUCCAAAUUUAUCGAAAUCUCAUAUUGAAGAUGCCUCAGAAAAUAGCAGUGAAUUGAUCAGCAGUGUAAAUAGAAUGAAUUCCUUAGAAAAUGAAAGAAUAUACUCGCCUCCUCAACAAACACCAUCACUGCAGCAUGGCGAUUUAAAUUCAAGCAAACCACCGAACCUACCAAAUAAAGACAUUCCAAUAGGAAGCCUACAUUCUUCUACGACAGUAGCUACCACUAUAUCUGCAACCACGAACAACAGCACCAGCUCCAGCAAUACUGGAGCAACUUACAGUAAUCCUAUUCCAGUAUUCUGCAGUACACCGAGCUCCACAACGGGACCGAUGGUUCCUAUAACAAACUGUGUCAAUCCUCAACUGAUCCAGCCACCUACAGCACCUCCAACUACAGCAACUAGAAGGCCUUUUAAAGCAACCUCAGCAUUUUCGGCUACAGCUGCUAUGGCUUCGUCCAGGUUCCAUUUUAGAAAAAACUGUAGUAGAAAGUGUACGUGGAAAAUAGCAACUUUUGCUCUUGCCUUUGUUACCAUUGUGCUUUCUGCCUGUGUAGCAUAUUUUGCUGCCGUUGGAGGCAUUGAUGAAGCCUUAGAGGGGAAUUCUCCUUGCAUUGUUGUUGAAGAUGGUCGACAUAGCGGUAGUGGAAGUACUGGUACUCCUUUGUCUCUUCUAACAAAAGGCGAGUAG
Messenger RNA from Parasteatoda tepidariorum (common house spider), 2149 nucleotides. Lineage: Eukaryota; Metazoa; Arthropoda; Arachnida; Araneae; Theridiidae. The record is from RefSeq and is a predicted model, not a curated record.